Molecule: messenger RNA, 636 nt
Organism: Chlorella variabilis
Lineage: Eukaryota; Viridiplantae; Chlorophyta; Trebouxiophyceae; Chlorellales; Chlorellaceae
Exons: 1
Coding region: 1-636 (211 amino acids)
Source: RefSeq, a predicted model, not a curated record
AUGAAAAACCCUCGCCGCCGAGCCUGGGAGCUGGGAGUCAGCCUGGUGGAACAGCAGAGCAUGCUGUUUGAUGUGUUUGUCAAGCCCGUGCUGUCGUAUGGCUGCGAGGUGUGGGGGGUUGACAUGCUGAAUAGGGCAGACUGCUCCUCAGUAGAACGUGUGCACCGCUGGUUCUGCAGGCGGAUCCAAGGGCUCCCACGACAAGUGUCCUCAGCGGUGGCACUGGCGGAGCUGGGCCGUCAGCCGCUGCACCUGUUCUGGGUGCAGCAGCUGGUGCGCUUCUGGAAUCGCCUGCAAGCCAGCAUGGCCGAGCCGGACCGGGUCCUGGCCUGGGCGUUUGAGGACACCCUGGCGCUGAUGCGCGAGGGGACCGAUCUCGCCGCCGGCUCGCCCUGCUGGUGCCGGCGCUGGCAGCAGUUUCUGCUGUCGGCACCCACGGACAGCGGAACGAUCGUGUGGCUGACGGAGCUGGAUGAGAAGACCGUGGUGGAGCGCGCAGCAGCAGCUUACCUUCGCCAGUCCCUGGAGCCGGCGCUGACCAAGCCGGAGCCCGAGAGCAGCAGCCAGCAGCAGCCAGUAGCAGCCAGCAACAUCAGCCAACAGCAGCACCUCCCAGUAACACCCAGCUUGACUUGA